AUGAUAGCUGAUGAAGAGUACUGCAGUGACUGCAAAAGCUACACUCCAUUAGUGUAUGAUCACAAUGCUGGGGACACAAUCUGCUCCGAAUGUGGCUUGGUUCUUGAGUCCCGUUCCAUAGAAGAAGAAAUACCAAAAUUGAGACUCUAUGGGGAUAAACAUGAGGAUGAUGAUGAUGGUGGUGGUGACCAUGAAGAUGAAGAUGAGCAUCAAGAACAAGGAUUCAGUGUGAGUGACCCUUUCAACACUUUACUACUUACUAGUGGAGCUGGCCUUAGCACUCUUGUUACACACCCCUCCUUGUAUGAUAAUAACAAUAGUGAUAUGGUAAAAACUCGAAAGAAUCAACGGGGAAUCAAGAAUUCCAACAGGGAUGCCAAGAGAAAACUGAAGACAGAUUGCGAUCUCGUAGCCGCGCUCUUGACCAUGGAACAAAUGGCUAAUAACUUAGGCUUGGCUUGGAGCAUAAAAAAUCAUGCCAAGGAACUCUACAAGAAGGCAGAAGAUAGAAGGAAGAGGGAUUUCCAAAGGACUGUAAAGGAAAUUCAAAGUGUUUCUGGAGGAGCCAAAGAGAAGAAUAAGCAUAUUUACAAGGCCAUAGGAGUGUUCAAAAAGCAUUUUCAGGUGGGCAGAAAUUAUGACAAGACACAGGUCUUGGACAUAGGUGAACGCUUGUGCACCCAUCUUGGCCUUGACAACCAUGUCAUCAAAGCUGUGAGAGAAGUGCUGCAAAAAGCUCUGGAGUUUAUUGAAAGGAGCAGACCUUCUUCCGUUUUGGCAGCAACUAUAUAUAUGGUUGAUCAACUUUCUUCAGAUAAUAUGAUGCACUUCCGAGACAUCAAAGAAGUUGCAAAAGCUUGUAUAGUGAAGGAAUAUACAGUAAAGAAGGCAUAUAGAGAUCUUCAUGCACUUGCUUUUGUUCUGAUUCCAAGCUGGUAUGCCAAUGCUGAGGACAUAAAGCGACUCUGCAUUAUUUGA
Molecule: messenger RNA, 978 nt
Organism: Glycine soja
Lineage: Eukaryota; Viridiplantae; Streptophyta; Magnoliopsida; Fabales; Fabaceae
Product: transcription initiation factor IIB-2-like
Exons: 3
Coding region: 1-978 (325 amino acids)
Biological process (GO): transcription preinitiation complex assembly; DNA-templated transcription initiation
Cellular component (GO): transcription preinitiation complex; nucleus
Molecular function (GO): TBP-class protein binding
Source: RefSeq, a predicted model, not a curated record